This is a messenger RNA of Octodon degus (degu), 2761 nucleotides long. RefSeq names its product lysine acetyltransferase 14 (gene Kat14). Gene Ontology annotation, molecular function: acyltransferase activity, transferring groups other than amino-acyl groups. The coding region runs from base 13 to 2355 and encodes 780 amino acids. The record is from RefSeq and is a predicted model, not a curated record. NCBI's taxonomy places the organism in Eukaryota, Metazoa, Chordata, Mammalia, Rodentia, Octodontidae. The transcript has 10 exons.
UUCUGCCCCGCAAUGAUGGAGAGCGGCAUCCACCUGAGUGGCCUGCUGAGCCGCCAUGAUGACGAGGCCACCAGGACAUCAACCUCUGAGGGGCUGGAGGAGGGUGAGGUGGAGGGUGAGACCCUCCUCAUCGUGGAGUCGGAGGACCAGGCCUCGGUGGACCUGUCGCAUGACCAGAGUGGGGACUCCCUCAACAGUGACGAGGGCGAUGUGUCGUGGCUAGAGGAGCAGCUGUCCUACUUCUGUGAGAAGUGCCAAAAGUGGAUACCAGCCAGUCAGCUGAGGGAACAGCUCAGUUACCUUAAGGGUGAUAACUUUUUCAGGUUCACUUGUUCUGACUGCUCUGCAGAUGGCAAGGAGCAGUAUGAGCGGCUGAAGCUGACAUGGCAGCAGGUCGUCAUGUUGGCCAUGUACAACUUGUCCCUGGAAGGCAGCGGGCGGCAGGGCUACUUCCGGUGGAAAGAGGAUAUCUGUGCCUUCAUCGAGAAACACUGGGCCUUCCUGCUGGGAAGCAGGAAGAAGACCUCCACUUGGUGGAGCACUGUGGCUGGCUGCCUGAGCGUGGGAAGCCCCAUGUACUUCCGCUCCGGGGCGCAGGAGUUUGGGGAGCCAGGCUGGUGGAGACUGGUGCACAACAAGCCACCCACCCUGAAGCCUGAAGGGGAGAAGCUGUCCAGCUCCUCGCUGAAGGCCAGAGCCUCGAAGCCCAUGUUGGAUCCCAUCAUCACUGUGGAGGGACUCCGGAAGCGGGCCAGCCGGAACCCUGUGGAGUCCGCCAUGGAGCUUAAGGAGAAGCGGUCUCGCACGCAGGAGGCCAAGGACAUCCGGAGGGCCCAGAAGGAGGCAGCUGGUUUUCUGGAUCGGAGCCCAGCCUCUACACCAGUCAAAUUUGCCAGUCGGGCCCGCCGGCCAGAAGUAGUCCUGGAGAGGGGCGAGGUGAUCGAUUUUGCAUCCUUAAGCUCCUCAGACCGUACUCCUCUGACCAGCCCCUCACCGUCUCCCUCGCUAGACUUCUCAGCACCUGGGACACCAGCAUCACACUCAGCCACACCGAGCCUGCUGUCGGAGGCCGACCUGAUCCCUGAUGCCAUGCCCCCGCAGGCACUCUUCCAUGAUGAUGAUGAGCUGGAUGGUGACAUUGACCCGGGAGUGGAGGACCCACCGCCGUCCUUGGGGCCUGCAGCUUUGGGCCCAGGGGCUGGAGGCAGGAAGAAGGUCAGAGCCCCCGAACACAUCAAACAGGAGGUGGACAGUGAGGAGGAGAAGCCGGACAGGGCAGAUUUGGACAGUGAGGACACAGACUCCAGUGCGUCCCUGCAGACCCGGGCACGGGAUAAGCGGAGGCCACCCCUACAGAAGGACAUGCGGCCACAGGGGCCCCGGUACACACCCGCCAGCAUCUAUGAGGAGAAGCUGCUGCUGCGCAGGCUGGAGGCCUGUCCUGGCGCUGUGGCCAUGACGCCUGAGGCGCGCAGGCUAAAGCGCAAGCUAAUUGUCAGGCAGGCCAAGAGGGAGCGGGGGCUGCCCCUCUUUGACCUGGACCAGGUGGUUAAUGCUGCCCUCCUGCUUGUGGAUGGGAUCUAUGGAGCCAAGGAAGGGGGACUGCCCCGGCUUCCGUCUGGACAGGCCACUUACCGGACCACCUGCCCAGACUUCAGAAUCCUGGACCGAUAUCAGACGGCCUUGCCAUCCAGGAAGGGCUUUCGGCACCAGACCAGCAAGUUCCUGUAUCGCUUGGUGGGCUCAGAGGACCUGGCUGUGGACCAGAGCAUUGUCAGCCCCUACACUUCCCGUAUCCUAAAGCCCUACAUUAGGCGUGAUUACGAGACAAAGCCACCGAAACUACAGCUCUUAUCCCAGAUUCGUUCCCACCUACACAAGAGUGACCCUCACUGGACACCGGAGCCUGAUGCACCUCUCGAUUACUGCUAUGUCCGGCCAAAUCACAUCCCAACAAUCAACUCCAUGUGUCAGGAGUUUUUCUGGCCUGGCAUCGACCUAUCUGAAUGCCUGCAGUACCCUGACUUCAGUGUGGUCGUGCUCUAUAAGAAAGUCAUCAUUGCCUUCGGCUUCAUGGUUCCCGACGUGAAAUACAACGAGGCUUACAUUUCAUUUCUGCUCGUCCACCCAGAAUGGAGAAGAGCAGGGAUCGCAACGUUCAUGAUCUAUCACCUGAUCCAGACCUGCAUGGGCAAGGACGUGACCCUGCACGUCUCAGCGAGCAACCCUGCCAUGUUGUUGUACCAGAAGUUCGGCUUCAAGACUGAGGAGUAUGUGCUGGACUUCUACGAUAAGUACUACCCGCUGGAGAGCGCUGAAUGCAAGCACGCCUUCUUCCUGCGGCUGCGGCGCUGACGUGUGUCUGUUAGGAAACAGGUCUGUGGGAGGACCUGCAUGUGACAAGUGUACCCCAUGGGUGCAGUUUCUGCAGGCAGUGGGUGGCCCUUCCACUGUCACUUUGGUCCUUUCCAGACUGGCCUUGGCCAGAAGGGUCUCCUCCUUCAGCUCCGCUGCUGCAGUAGUGGAAGCCCCUGAGCUGCUGCUCUUGGAGAGGGCCUGCUUGCCCCAACCCAGGGUGAAAGCAGUGACCAGGAGGCUCCACGAUGCCCCCAUGACAGGCAGUUCCGGAGGUUGUUGCUGAACCGGCCCUAGCUGGUGCUGUGCUGUCACUGAGUAUAAGAGGCUUCUGGGCCCCAAAGUUCUGUGUCUCUUUUGAUGAUCUUGUUCACCGCCUGGAAGAAUAAAUGUCUGUGUUGCUUUA